CACCCAGCCUAACUAUUCUGUCAAACGCUCUGAACGAACGGGUAUUUUUGCUUGCUCCCGAGUUUUAGAUUUUUCUUGUAUUUUGAAUUAAUUUCUAGUAAUUUUUGAUGAUUUUAGUUACUAUGUGACAUAUUCAACAUUUACCCUAGUCUAGGCGCUAUAAACUAAGUGUUAGUGUUAAAAUAUAGAGUUUUCCGUGUACCGCUAUUCUUAGACCAAAAAUGUCUAAACCACAAAUAAAUACGAAAUCGAGCACGUAUCUUAAGGAUAAGGAGGCAUUUCUGAAGGAAUUAAAACAGUUUAACGACAGCAAAGGAAUACCAUUUAAGACUCCGUCAGUAAAUGGCAUUGAUAUAGACUUAUAUCUAUUCUAUACACUGGUACAGCAGCGAGGCGGUAUUAGUAAGGUAAAUUUGUAUGAUUUGUGGGAUUCAUUUCUGCGCCCCCUUCGUUUGCCACACCCCUGCAUCAAUGGCUCUACACUGCUGAGAAGAAUAUAUGGGACAUAUCUAGAGAAGUAUGAGAAAGCUAAGGGCCCACCGAGCAGAGAUGAUGAUAAUGACCUGGAUGAAGACCUCAGAACCACCCGGGGGAGGGGCAGAGAUCCACCGAGGACACCAUAUGGAGGGGGGCAGUACUAUUCUGCAUCUGGCGAGCCAAUCCGCACAGCGCAGACCCGUGUGGCAGGGCCCUCGGAGCGCCUCGCCCUGUCUCUCCUUUCACCCAUGCCUAACGAGCAGGACUUUGCUGUCAAUGUGUGCACAGUGCUGGCUGCGGACCACUCUAACCGGAUGCCUUUGGGGUCAACUCCGCAUAUAUUGGACUUCUUACUAGCUCAUGCUGGAGUUUAUAAUCAUGGGAGUCUGCGAGACACAAUCGGCCGCUCGUACUUCGAGGCCCGCGGCCGCUACCCGCACGAGUUCUGGCAGCUCCGGGCCGGUGGCGGCGGCGCCAAAGAACUCGCUGAUGAAACCAAGUUCUCGCAACUUACUGGCGACCAGCCGGAGUUGAUGGUGCAGGCGUUAGCGGCCCAGAACACAUUGACGGACUGUCUCAUGAAUGAAUGCGGGGGAGAGGAGUUGAUAAAGGAAAUUAUCGAGGAGGAGGCACACGAAGACUGGGUAACAGAGCCCUCAGAGGACGAACAGCUGUUCGCACCCGAACUCCCAGGCGGCGCGGCCUGCGUGUACACCCAACGCGUCCUCCAAAUAGCCUCCAUAGUCCGCUCGCUGUCGUUCCACGAGGAGAACGUGCAGUACUUGGCCAAGAAUACCACACUGAUAAGGUUCCUGCUGCUGUGUGCCAACUGCUGGGUGGGUAGUCUUCGGCAGUCGGGGCUGGACGCGCUUGGGAAUAUCUCGACUGAGCUGAUUAUAAAGGACCCAGCUACCUGCCUCAUCUCUCGCCACAUCCUCUCCACCAUCCAAUCGGCACUGGUUUCCAGCGAUCGAGCUAGAGUUUUGGCAGCGUUGGAACUGCUGAACAAGUUGGCUCAGAAUGAAGCGAAUGAAGACGCUUUACUCAGAUCUUUGGAAGCUAAGGUGUACCACGAUGUGUGCUCCCUCCUGACGCUGCGCGACAUCAUGGUGCUGGUGUGCACGCUGGAGUGCGUGUACGCGCUGACGUCGCUCGGCGACCGCGCGGGCGAGUGCGUGGCGCGCGUGCCCGGCCUCGUCGCCACGCUCGUGUCGCUCGUCACCGUCGAGGCACAAAGCUACGGGCCGCGGGCCUGCAUCCUGAUGCGCGUGGUGGAGACGGUGAGCGGGCCGAGCGCCGCGGCCGCCGCCGAGCGCGAGCAGGAGCGCCACAACCCGCCCCAGCAGCUGCAGGCGGUGCCCAUGCCAUCGACGCCGACGAAGGCAGUGGAAGUACCGGCGCAAUCGCAAUCUCCGCAGCCCGCAGCGCCGCCCAAUAGCAUACAGCAUUCGCACAUGCAACAACGUACUGUACAGGAAAACGAGCACUUCGCCCAGGCGUGGCUCCGUAACACAUACGAGGCGCUUCCAGUGGGCGACAACAGCACUUGUGACGCGCCGGAACUGUACCGACAGUACCUCGCCUGCUGCGCCAAGCUCAACAGGAAGGGGCUCAUCGCGCCCGCCAACCUGUCGCGACUUGUCAGGACCGUGUUCGGUGGCACCGUGGGCCCUAACACGGUCACGCUGCCGUCGGGCGAGACGCAGCAAGUCUACAUCGGCAUUCGAGCUAAGAACCCGCAGAACAGGAACCCACCGGCUGGACCCGCGUCACCGAUAUUGAAAGCGCAGCUGACGAAUAAGACGGCGACGGUAGAAGUCAAACCUGCCGUAUCGCAACCACAGGCCGCACCGCAACCGCAGCACCCGCACCUGUCGCACUCUCUCGACGCGAACACGACCAACACCACUCUGAUAAAACACCUGCUCGCCAAUAAAGUAAGCCCCGCCCUACAAACGCAACAAGUAGCGCAAAGGCAACAAAACCAGCAGAGAGGCGGUCCGUCCGGUACAGUCGUAGUACAGGCUAACCAAUCGGUAAUGGACGUGGACCCUGAGGCAUUAAUAAAAUGUACGACGAUCACGUCGGGUGGAAUUGCCAGUAGCACGCCUACUAUUCAAGGAGAUAAGGUGCUGAUUAAAUCUGAGGAAAAUACAGCUGUGAAAGAUGAACCAAUACAAAUACAGAUCGACGACCAGGCGCAACUGACUUUAAAGUCGGCGCAAAACAAAAUGCUAGCGGACCUUCUCGAGAAAAAGUCCAACCCGCCCGUCCAGGUCGUCCAAAUGGGCCCCCACAUGAACGCACCCACCAUUCAGAUCACAGAAACCGGACAGAUAGUCCAAGUUAAAUCUGACGCUAACCCGGUUAUACAGUACAAUGAGAAUAUAGUUGCACAAGGCAGCCAGUAUUUUCAAAUUAAGAACGAACAAGGCCAACUAAUUCAAAUCAAGAACGAACAGGGACAAAUAAUACAGUUAAAAACCGACCAAUUGCAAAAUCCGCUGAUACAGUUCAAAAAUGACCAGGGUCAGGUUAUACAGGCGAAUCAGAUUAUUCAGAGCGUGAUUCAGAGUCAGGUGAAGGAGGAAGCGGAAUAUAAUGAGCCGCCUAAUAAGAGGGCGAAGGUCGAGACCAAACCUGAGACCCCUCCUCAAGAAAGUGUAUCGAAGACUGCCGCUAAUCUCUAUGCAGCCCUGGCUGCGUCCGCUCUGGAGGACGAAGACGACUUGCACCGACCUCGAGGACUCAUUUUGGCAGGAGCUCUCCGCGCCAAGGUGCCGGUAAAGCAAGAAUCAGUUGACGUGAUCCAACCUCAAGUCAUGGUCGGAGGCACUGAGCAGACUGGCUCUGUUAUCAUACAGGAACCCAUUUUACAGGUCCAGCAGCCGACACUGCAAGUGCAGCAGCCUACGUUGCAGGUGCAACAACCGACGCUGCAGAUGCAGGCGCCUACAAUACAGAUGCAGCAACCGACCCUGCAGGUCCAACAGCCCAUGUUGCAAGUGCAGCCGAUGGAUGUGCAGAACAUUCUUACCUCGCAAUCGGGGCAGCUUAUCCUGCAAGAGAAAAUAACUUCGCCGCCUCCGCAGUUCGUUCAGCAGCCAAUGCAAAUCAUCGCCACUCCUGGAACAUCGCAAGGUCUUAGUUAUAUAACUCAAAAUAUGCCCGGAAAUAUGAUGCAAAAGACAAUUAUUAUAGUACAAGGACCGACAGGCGGGGGUCCACUUACAUUAACGGUGAACAACCCUGGCGGGCUGGACGAGCAGACUCUAAACAGCCUUAUUGCCCAGGCCACAGAGGCGAUAACCCAACAGCAAAUCAUUCAGAACUCAGGCGUGAUACAAUCCGCGCAGAGGGUGAUAGUGAGUCAGCCAACGUUAGUGAGCACAGCACAGCCUAUCACGGUCGUUAAGACUAUGUCGCAGCAGAACGCCCCGCAACUGACAGCAAGCCAGCAACCAAUAAUAACAUCUCAGCCCCAACCACAUAAGGCGCAAAUCGUCAACCAACCACUAAUGGUUACCCAGAAACAACCGCCGGCGUUAAUAAGCACGACGACGAGCAACCAGAUAGUGACGGGUAGCCCUCAGAUUAUUCCGGGCAACCAGCAAAUUAUAGUGUCUAGCAACCAGCAGAUUAUUAUGAAUGCGCCGAUUAAGCAAGGGGUGCAUAGGGUGGUGCAGCAACCACAGAGGUCGCAGCUGGUUACCAAUGUUAGCGUCAACCAGCCGGCGCAGGAAGAUAAAUCUAGUGUAAUUAAAACUACGCCAGCUGCACAACCACAAGUACGACAAGUGAUAACCCGGCAACCAGUUAUGGUCGGAAACACCAAAAUAGGAGAUCGCGAAGUGGUUGUCAACCAACCUGUGACGCCAGAGAAGCCUGCCGCCCCGGCCACGCCAAAACCUUCCGCCACGCCUCCACCCACACCGAUACAGAACGCACAAGAUGACACGCCGUGGAUCUGCCACUGGCGGGGAUGUGGCAAAACGUUCUCGAACGCGUCAGAAGUGUUCGCGCACGCGGCGCACACGCACGCACACGCCGCGGGCGGCGCGAGCGGCGAGACCCCUUGCCUGUGGCUCGACUGCGACCGCGUGCCGCGGCGGACAUUCGCGCUGCUCAACCAUCUCACCGACAAGCACUGCUCGCCGCAGGCACUGAAAGCGUUGUUCAACUCUCGUCGACACGCCGCGGCCGAGUCGGAGGCGAGCAAGCCGGUGGUGCUCGGGUACCCGCCCAACGCCGCGCUCGCGGCGCUCAACAAGCAUGCAGCCGACAUGUUCAACCCGAGGGAGCUUAUGCACCGAGCGGUCAGUCGCACGCCGGAGCAACUGGACGAGAAUGAAGGCCCGGUCACCAAGAGCAUUCGCCUGACCGCCGCUCUGAUACUAAGGAAUAUAGUUAUUUACUCCAAUACGGGACGACGCCAACUGCGUUCAUACGAAGCGCACCUAGCGACGAUAGCGCUCAGCAGCGUGGAGGCCUCGCGGACCAUCGCCCAAGUGCUAUACGACAUGAACAACAUCUGAGAAUCGUAAACGGGCGGCGGCCCGCCUUCAUUCAGUUAUCUCAAGUCUGCAGUUAUCGGUGGACAUUUCAAACAUGGCUUCUUGUAAGGGCCAACCCACACUAGCGUCUUUUGAGUGUCGACGUCUAUAAUAUAGUCAGCGCUAUAGACAAUGGCGUCGCUGCGCAGUUGCGUCAACGUUGCGUCGAGCAGCAGCGAUAGAGUUGACUUGACGCCGACGCUCGAAAGACGCUAGUGUAGGGUGGCUGUAAUAAUGUGCGUACAGAACGUUUCCGAAAGUUAUCUUUAUAGUAAAUUUGCCUUAUCAGUAACUUUGAAACUGCGCUCAUACCAAGGGCUGUAUGAUAUAAACGAGAUCUUUUGAAUCUUAACUGGGGGGCGCGGCGGCCCGCCUUCAUCCAGGAAUGAGUCUGCAGCUACUUACUUGAAGGUCCUUGAAGUUUAGUGAUCUUUAUAAUACAUAUUAUGCCUUAUCAGUCAUUUUCAAAAUGCGCUCAUACCAAGUCAAGACAUGAACAACAGAGAACCGUAACCGUUUUUUCUUUGUUGUCCUAUACUAGUGUAUGUUAUAGUUUAUCACGAAUAAAUGCGAUGAUUCUGAUUCUGAUUCUAACCGGGCGGCGGCCCACAACCCCACAUUCAUUCAGUAUUAUUCGUAGCGAACAUUUUCAAAGUCAAAGUGUCAAAGUGUUUUUAUUUGUGAGUUUAUGUCAAACUGAUUACAGUGGUGGUAAAUAAAUAUUUCAACAUGGUUUCUUUACUGAUUUGAACGGAACGGUUGCGAACGGAAAGUUUCAGUAAUUGAACAAUAUUAAAAUUUUCUGGACUUUCACUUUCCAAUUUUUUAUGGGGAAGGUAAUUUUCCGUAUUGAGAAUGGAAUCUUCUUUUAUUUCUAAGGUGUUUUUCUAAAAUCUAACUUUUUUAAGUGAUAUGCAUAGUAUUAUCCCUCAUAUAUAUUGAAACUGAAAAACGGACACACGCGGAAGUACCUACUCAAACGGAGACAUGUUAUAAAUUUGAAUUUUGAUCCAAUCUGUCAGACAUUUUCUGGUUGUAGAAACGUCACUUUUGACACUCACAGAUGGUAGCUAUGUCAAAUCCAAAUUCAUCCUCUUAUUACAAUCGGAAAAUAAUACUCGUUAUAAUAAGAUCUAUGAUUGAAUAGUGAACUGUUUCGUCAGUGGUAAUUUCUCGCUGAGCCUAACUGUAUUUAGACUCCUUUAAUUCUUUUGGAAUAAUGUAAAGCUAUUCUUGUUUAUCUAAAUUAUUGUCAUUGUAUAAAUGUAUACAAACGUAAAAUAAAAUACAUGAGUUGCAAAUUAGGUACCCAUUUGCAAAUCGUACAACGUUUUACAGUGCGCAUGGCCCUUUAAAUUUUCGACGUAGUUAAGUAAUGUGCUUAUUACAGCACAGGGUGUCGUAAUGGUGCAUCAGAUGUGCUGUAAACAAUAUUUUGUAACUGUUGUGGACAGUGACUGAUUUUAGUGCUUCUAUUUUAUUUUAUUUUAUGUAAGUGGAAAUGAAAAUGACUAGGUAACAUUGUUAUGUAAAACUAUGUUGAGUUCCCUUUAGAAGGCUAAGUUUAAUUAAACUAAUUAAACUUAACUUAACUUUAACUAAUUAGUUAAACCUAAGUUUAGUAUAAAGUGUGUGUAUAUUAACUACAUAUAAACACGAAUAAUAUUAAGAUGUACCUAAAUGAAGAUAGUACUUAGAUGAAAAUAAAAGUAUUGUUAAAUA
Messenger RNA from Cydia fagiglandana, 6752 nucleotides. RefSeq names its product AT-rich interactive domain-containing protein 2 (gene Bap170). NCBI's taxonomy places the organism in Eukaryota, Metazoa, Arthropoda, Insecta, Lepidoptera, Tortricidae. The record is from RefSeq and is a predicted model, not a curated record. Gene Ontology annotation, cellular component: SWI/SNF superfamily-type complex. The transcript has 37 exons. Gene Ontology annotation, molecular function: DNA binding. Gene Ontology annotation, biological process: regulation of DNA-templated transcription. Bases 222 to 5012 code for a protein of 1596 amino acids.